CACCACCACCGCCACCACCGCCACCACCACCGCCGUGGCCGCGGCCGCGUUGGCCGUCACCGCCACGCUCCCGACGACCAGCGCAGCGAGCGGGUCGUCAUCAACGUGGGCGGCACGCGGCACGAGACCUACCGCGAGACCCUGCGAACGGUGCCCGGCACGCGCCUCUCGUGGCUCUCGGAGCCCGGCGCGCGCCGCCACUUCGAGUUCGACCGCGGGCUCGGCGAGUUCUUCUUCGACCGCCACCCGCAGGUGUUCGCCCACGUGCUCAACUAUUACCGCACGGGCAAACUGCACUGCCCGGCAGACGUGUGCGGCCCCCUGUUCGAGGAGGAGCUCGCCUACUGGGGCAUCGACGAGACGGACGUGGAGCCCUGCUGCUGGAUGAACUACCGGCAGCACCGCGACGCCGAGGAGGCCCUCGUGAGCUUCGGCAGUGGCGAGCCAGCGGCGGCGGCGGCGGCGGCGGCUUGCGACGCCCGCGGCGAGGGUGGCGACGCUUCGGAUGCUCGAGGUAGCGGUGGUGGUGGCGGUGGUCAGGAGGUAGCAGCCACGGCGUUGGGUCGCUGGUGGUUUUGUUGCCGGAGGUGGCAGCCGAGGCUCUGGGCGCUGUUCGAAGACCCGUACUCGUCCAGAACGGCCAGGUUCAUCGCCUUCGCGUCGCUCUUCUUCAUCCUCGUCUCCAUCACCACCUUCUGCCUGGAGACCCACGAGCACUUCAACCACGCGGUGAACCGCACCGAGGUGGUGGACCCAGCGAGCGGCCGCACGGCCACGCGCUCGCGCGUCGAGACGGACCGGGCGCUGACCCUCGUGGAGGGCGUCUGCGUGGCGUGGUUCACCUUCGAGUUCCUCGUUCGCGUCGUCUGCUGCCCCAGCAAGGGCCUCUUCGUGCGCAACUAUCUCAACGUCAUCGACUUCGUCGCCAUAUUGCCAUUCUACCUGGAGGUGGGCCUCACGGGCAUGACAUCGAAGGGCGCCGAGGACGUCCUCGGCUUCCUGCGCGUGGUGCGCUUUGUGCGAAUUCUGCGCAUCUUCAAGCUGACGCGGCACUUCGUGGGCCUGCGAGUCCUGGGCCACACGCUCCGCGCGAGCGCCAACGAGUUCCUGCUCCUCGUCAUCUUCCUCGCCCUGGGCGUGCUCAUCUUCGCGACCAUGAUCUACUACGCCGAGCGCCUGGGUCUCGGGCACUCGUUCGACCAGGACGACGGGACGCCCUCCUCCGCGUCCAGCUCCGCGUCCAGCUCCUCCUCCUCCUCCUCCUCCUCGUCGUCGUCUGACCACCACAGUCACCAGCAGCAUCAGCAGACCAGCUUCAAGAACAUCCCCAUCGGCUUCUGGUGGGCCGUGGUGACGAUGACGACGCUGGGCUACGGGGACAUGUACCCUAAGACGUGGUCCGGCAUGCUGGUGGGCGCCCUGUGCGCGCUGGCCGGGGUGCUCACCAUCGCCAUGCCUGUGCCCGUCAUCGUCAACAACUUCAGCAUGUACUACUCGCUCGCCAUGGCCAAGCAGAAGUUGCCCAACAGGCGCAAGAAGCACGUGCCCAGGCCGCCGCACCUCGGCUCGCCCCUCUAUUGCCGACCCGAGCAGGGCCCGCAUGCCAACUGCGUGCGGAGUGACCGCUGCCUGUUGGUGAAGGGAGGUGGCGGUGGUGGUGCCGGUGGUGGCGGUGGUGCCGGUGGUGGUGGUGGU
Molecule: messenger RNA, 1695 nt
Organism: Petromyzon marinus (sea lamprey)
Lineage: Eukaryota; Metazoa; Chordata; Hyperoartia; Petromyzontiformes; Petromyzontidae
Source: RefSeq, a predicted model, not a curated record